AUGCCGGCCCGUGGCGUUGGUUUCGUUGGCGCUUUUGGCAUCUUUGCUUUGACUCCUGGGCGUUGCCAGGAUGUCCAGCAAAGCGAGCGCCUGCAAGCGUUGCUCUCCGAGCUUGAUGAGCCGUGGCCUCUGCGGGAGCAAGCGCUGGGCGAUGCUGGAACCUAUGGUGAGCUGAGGGCUGCUGGUGUGGCAGCGAUGCUGGACUUCUUCGCCUCGUUUACCCCCCUUGCGCCUGACGAUGUCUUUGUCGACCUGGGCUCUGGUCGUGGCCGCGUCGCAGCACAGGUGGUGUUGCAGAGCCCGGCCCACGCAGUUGGCAUCGAGCUCUCACUGCCCCGUGCUGCUGCAGCUUCGAGACUGCAAGGGGCUCUUCAGCGUCGCGAUGAAGAGAGCUCAUCCCGGCUGACGUUGCUCCAAGGAAACUUCCGGGAGAUGAAGACUUGGUCCAGCGCUACGCUGGUCUAUGUCAAUUCUGCAGCCUUCCCUGCGAAGCUCCUUUUCGAGCUGAGAGCUGCAUUUCAGCAGCUGCAACCCGGCUCCCUGGUGCUCACCGUGCGUCGUCUUCCAGGCUGCACCCGCGGCUUGUGGCCUUUGGGUGCUAUCUCGUUGCCCUUCAGUUGGUCCCGAGAUGUGGCUAUGAACGCCUACAUGGUCGCGCCGCGGCCUGGUGCCUUUCAUGAGCAGAUGCCAUGGCUGGUCGACAUGGACAUGACUGGCGAAGUGAAGCAGUCCCGAUUGGCCACAGGGAGCAGCUCGGCCUCGCGGCGUCUCCAAGCGGCCAUGGACAAGUCGGGUGCUUCGCCGGAGUCCUGGCUGCGCUCCUGGCUGGACGGCCCGGCAGAGGUUCAGGACUCCGUUCAUGCACCGCCAUCGGCUACGCGGUGUAGCUGGAGAGAGUUUCAUGCUCAGCAUGAAAGGCAUCGCCGUGGUGCCCUGCCAACAGCCUUGCCAGGGUCAGCCUUUGCCACAGCGCUCGGCGAUCUUGCAUUGACGGACUCAAGCGGCUUCACUUUAUUGCAUCAUGCGGCUGUCGCUGCUGCCCCGGCUGCACUGGCAGCACUACUCUCCGCACGACGUGAUGACUAUGCCAGGCAGCCACAGCUCGUGAAU
Molecule: messenger RNA, 1110 nt
Organism: Symbiodinium sp. CCMP2456
Lineage: Eukaryota; Dinophyceae; Suessiales; Symbiodiniaceae
Source: the annotation of a GenBank genome assembly